This is a messenger RNA of Danio rerio (zebrafish), 1830 nucleotides long. The record is from RefSeq and is a predicted model, not a curated record. Lineage: Eukaryota; Metazoa; Chordata; Actinopteri; Cypriniformes; Danionidae.
GUCCAAGUCGAGCAGGUGGCCGGGCGAGCGCUCACGUUACAUGGCACGAUGCUGCUGCUGCUGCGCUCCUAGCUCUCCAAGACGCGCAACAGCCACUCACUUUCCAACAAACGCGCAAUCUGUGUUCCCUCCCUCCCCAUCCUAUGUUAUCUUUACGUAGGGGACAGCCUGAAUCCAAGUUAUGCUCGCAUGCAUGGCACCACAGCUCACAUUCUGCUGCGGGCGCUAUUUUUAGGGAAUUAAAUGUGAUAAGCGCCAGGGUGUGUUUUUAGACCAAGAAUGUCUACGUAGGGCAAACUAAACCCAUGCCACUAAUAUUGCUGCAUGUCGGGCAUAACACGGUACGUAAAUAAGUUUCCAAGUCUACAGUGUACACAAACAUGGAUACAAUUAGGUUAAUGCACACUUAUUUCAUAUGCAGAGGCUCCAAUAACACAACACAGUAAAAAGCGGGGAUUUUAUCACAUUGCGUUGGAUGCAAAGGAUGCUAAACUGUCUCAUCUCUCACCUGGUGAAAACUUAUGGCCCUGUGUGUGCUGGGAGUGUCUGCCUACCUCAGGGAUCAGCUGAACAAUGUGCUUACCUUAACCGCCGACACCAGACUGGAGGAGGCAGCCGUUCGCACAUACUCCCCCGUGGUCCAUCCUGUCGUCAUCGCCGUGUGCUGUUUUCUAAUCAUCGUGGCCAUGGUGGGUUACUGCGGCACGCUCAAGUGCAAUCUGCUCCUACUGUCUUGGUAUUUUGGCAGUCUGAUGGUGAUAUUCUGCGUGGAGCUGGCCAGUGGAGUGUGGACAUAUGACGAGCCUAUGGUACAGAGGUCUGAUAUGAUAAGUCUAAAGUCACGCAUGCCUCAUUUUGGCCUGCAGCGUUACCAGUGGCUGACACACGCCUGGAAUGCUUUACAGACAGAGCUGAAGUGUUGUGGAGUGAUCUACUUCACUGAUUGGCUGGAAAUGACAGAGAUGGAGUGGCCACCUGACUCCUGCUGCUCCAAUCAGUAUCCAGGCUGUGCUCGCCAGGCCCACUAUAAUGACCUCAGUGACCUUUACCAGGAGGGCUGCGGUCCCAAGAUCUACAGUUUUAUCCGGGGCACCAAGCAAUUACAGGUCUUGAGGUUUUUGGGUGUUUCGAUCGGAGUGGCCCAGAUCUUAGCCAUGACUCUGACAGUGACUCUUCUAUGGGCUCUCUAUUAUGACCACAAACCACCUGAGCCGGCAUCAGCUGAUGCCUUAAUCCACACACACAGUCCCACCGAAGACCCUCUGAAGGUCAGCCACUCACACCCAAGAGCGUCCGAAGCCUGGGCAAACACACCCGCCAAUGGACAUACCCAAUUCGAGAUGGAGCAACUUUCCUAGCAGUAACUGUAUGGCAGUGGAGGCAGUAAAAAUGAUGCUCAUGCCCCACUGACACUAAACUGAACGGACAGCAGCGAAACUGGAUCAUAGUAGUUUCUGGGUGCUUGGAUGACAAGAUUUCUGUAGUGAACAGAUGGAAAACUCUAUAUGUCUGUGGAUAAAACAUUUUUGUGGACAUUAUAAGGAAAGAUGAAGAGGAUUUACUGAGUUUUUCCCAAAUAAAGGCAUUGCCUUGGUCUCUAUAGAGUAGAGUUCUCUAGAGGGAAGUUUCCGGAAUGAAUUUUUUAUUAUUAUUCCUCCUCUCAACAGGAUGGGACUUUUCCACCACAUAUAGUGACCUAGUUACUAACCACUAAGCUAACUGGGUGCUCACUUUGUUACUGUAUUUUGCUUGUGUGAGACAAGAAUUGGGAGACUCUUGGCCUUUGAAGCCACAAAAAAAAAAAAAAAAUUAUAAAGAGACCUCUCUACA